Molecule: messenger RNA, 1331 nt
Organism: Pomacea canaliculata
Lineage: Eukaryota; Metazoa; Mollusca; Gastropoda; Architaenioglossa; Ampullariidae
Product: poly [ADP-ribose] polymerase 11-like
Exons: 4
Coding region: 405-956 (183 amino acids)
Molecular function (GO): NAD+ poly-ADP-ribosyltransferase activity
Source: RefSeq, a predicted model, not a curated record
CACGAACUGUUCUUUAGCGCUGGAACUGGUGACACCACUCGGCUACCUUGCCCUCGGUUACUUGGAGAUGAGCACAACUGACCGCAAACACUUUGCCUUCUCGAAGGUUUACCGCCGCUGCUCCACAACAGUUGCCCGGCAAUGACCGCAGCGACGAUUCUAAGCAGCAGCGAUGACUUGUCUGUUGUUCUCUGAAGACGACCACAACUGGACGUGUGGCACGGUGAGGUCUACCAGCCGCUACCUCGCAUUUCUUGCUGCCGGACACAGUUGGCUACUUCGGUUGUCGUUUGGGAGAAUCAGCCUUUUGGUUACACCACACCCUCCUCUCUACACAGCAGGUUGUGAAAGUCGAGCGACUGGAGAACCCUGGUCUGUGGAACCAGUACAAUCAUCGUCGAGAAAUGGUUUAUCACAGUCAUGGCUAUACCUACUUCCGGCCAAUAGCCAAGUUGCCGGGAUCCUCAGGUCCUGUACAGACAACAGAAAGUGUACCACGAGAAAGUCCUCUUCGUCGACAGAUUUAUCCAUUUAAGGCCAAUGAACACUACCUUUUCCAUGGAACCAAAGAGAAAAACAUACAAAAUAUAAUGAACACUGGACUGGACAGUCGUUUAACCAGUGACAAAGCCAUGCUCGGACAGGGCAUCUACUUUGCAGAAAGUCCGACCAAAGCCGAUCAGUACACAGAUGAUAAGGACCAGAGGACCUCUGGGGAGAAAACAAUGGUGUUGGUGCGAGUGGUGUUGGGCAACCCUUUCAUCAACACCAGUUCUGACCCUGACAAGUUCAAACGUCCGCCAUGCAAGUGGUGUUUCAAGGACCUCUGCUCUUGCGAUGAUCCCUCUUAUUUUGAUUCCGUUAUCGAUGAUGCUGGCAGGAAUUUCCGCGAAUUCGUUGUUUAUGACCGUAGCAUGUGCUACCCUGAAUACUUCAUUACAUACAAUAGGGUGUGAUGUAAUCAUGUAGGUAGCAAAGGUUAUUCUGUCGUGUAGAUUUGUAUUGUACCAUGCAGUCUGAAAUUAUUUCAGACAGAGUUUAUUUGUAAUGUUUAUUGUGUUAUUUUGUUGUUCCACGAUACUUAUUUUGGAGAGAAACUCAGCAAAUAAAGCCUUAACUACUGUCUACACAUCUCACACUGCACUGAAGACUUGUUAACAAUCAGUUUUAUUGGCAUGUCCACUGUGUAUAAUGCAGCUGUAAGGAUUGUUUGCUUUAGAUGAAUUACUGUUCUGCAUGUAUUGAUAAAAACGUAUUAGUUUUAAAAGUACUAGUGUUUUAAGGGUACGUGUAAAUGUGUGAGAAGAUAGAGCUUUUAUUUAGGCCUGGAA